AAUAAUAAUUUGAAGCAUUUGAAUUGCAUUUAUUGAAAUGAAAAUUUCUAUAUUCAAUGAAGGUGAUCGCGUACUUUUAGUUGGAGAGGGUAAUUUUUCAUUUUCUCUGGCAUUAUUUAAUCUCAAUUUAAAGAUUGAUAUUACUGCAACAUGUUAUGAAACUACUGUUGAUCAAGAUUUUGGAAAGAAAAACAUAGAAUAUUUAAAAAAUUAUGGUAUUCGUGUAUUAUUAGGAGUUGAUGCAACAAAUUUAAAAGAACAUCCAAUAUUAAAAACAGAAUUAUUUGACAAAAUUAUUUUUAAUUUUCCUCAUAUUGGUGGUAAAAUGCGAAUAGAAAAAAAUAGAGAACUAUUAAAACAAUUUUUUAUAAGUAUAUCAGAAUCAUUAAAAAGUAAUGGUCAAGUAUUAGUUACUUUGUGCAAAGGUCAAGGUGGUACAUCUAUUGACAAUCCACGAAGACGUUGGGAUGAUUCGUGGAAGAUUACAGAAAUGGCAGCACAUGGAAAUUUUAUAUUAACAGCAAUUGAACCAUUUAUAUGGUUAUAUUUCCAAAAUUAUAUAGUAACUGGAUAUCGUAGUUUAAAUAAGCAGUUUCAUUCUGUUGGAGCUUUAACUCAUAUAUUUAUAAAAUCUGAAUCACCAAAUCUUAAUAAUAUUGCUCAAAAAAAAAUAAAUAUUCUAUCAUACAGUAAUGAUAAUUUUUCAUGGACAGAUAUAAAUGACAUUGUAAAUAAUAUAACAGAUAUAAAUGACAUUAAUAUAAACAAAAAUAUAUUUAAAUCAUUUUGUAAAGAAUUUAAAGAACAAGAAAAUAUUUCCAAACCUUUAUAUACAAUAAAACCAAAAGCAAAUAACGAUACAGAAAGGAAUAUUGUUGAUUUGAAGAAAGUAAGAACAAUUGGUGGAAAAGGUGGAGAUGGAAAUAUAUCAUUUUUGCAAUUGUGGGCAAAUGAAAAUGCUGGACCAGAUGGUGGAGAUGGUGGAAAUGGUGGGCAUAUCAUUUUUCAGGCAGCAUUUGAUGUUAGAGAUCUUUCUCAUUUAACUAGUGUUCUCAAAGCUGAAAAUGGUGAAAAUGGUCAUAAUAAAAGCUGCUUUGGAAAAAAUGCAGAACAUACUGUAAUACAUGUUCCUAUAGGUACUAUAGUACGUAAUAUAGAGGGACACAUAAUAGCUGAUUUAAAUCAAAAAGGAAUGAUGUUUAUUGCUGCUCGAGGUGGUGCUGGUGGUCAUGGAAAUGCAUUUUUUAAAUCAGAUGUAUAUCAAAUACCACGUAUAAGUGAAUAUGGUGCAAAAGGAGAAGAUUUUCAAUAUGUAUUAGAAAUAAGUAGUAUGGCACAUGUAGGAUUAAUUGGAUUUCCAAAUGCAGGUAAAAGUACAUUAUUAAGAACAAUAUCUAGAGCUAGACCAAAAGUUGCAGCAUAUCCGUUUACGACAUUAAAACCUCACCUGGGAAUGGUAUUAUAUGAUGAUUAUGAACAAAUUGCAGUUGCUGAUUUGCCGGGUCUUAUACCUGAUUCUCAUAAAAAUAAAGGUCUCGGUAUACAAUUUCUUAAACAUGUAGAACGUUGUAAAAUUUUAUUAUUUAUUCUUGAUAUUACGUCUGAUGAACCAUGGAGAGAUUUUGAAAUUUUAAAAUAUGAAAUCACAGAAUUUAAUGUACAAUUGAACAAAAGAUUACUUCUUAUUGCAGCAAAUAAAAUGGAUUUGCCAGGAACAAUGAAAAAAUUAGAAAUACUAAAGCAAAAAAUUCAUUUACCAAUUAUUCCAAUUUCUGCUAAAAUGGGUACAAAUAUAUCUAUUUUAUUAAAGGAGAUAAGAAUACUAUAUGACAAAGAAGGAAAAAAAAAUAGAAAAGAACACACUGCAAUAUGAAGAUUUUACAUAAUA
This is a messenger RNA of Apis florea (little honeybee), 1888 nucleotides long. RefSeq names its product mitochondrial ribosome-associated GTPase 2. Gene Ontology annotation, cellular component: mitochondrion; cytoplasm. Gene Ontology annotation, molecular function: rRNA (uridine-N3-)-methyltransferase activity; magnesium ion binding; GTPase activity. NCBI's taxonomy places the organism in Eukaryota, Metazoa, Arthropoda, Insecta, Hymenoptera, Apidae. The record is from RefSeq and is a predicted model, not a curated record. Gene Ontology annotation, biological process: rRNA base methylation.